AUGGCUGACCAGAUUCCUGUCAAUGGCGGCUUCGAUGGCCACCGGAAGCUGGCUGAAUGGGUUGUCACGAACGGGGGCUACAUGCAUCCAGAUAUCGACUUUGCCUAUAGCAAAGACAGUGGCUACCACAUCGUCGCCGGCAAUGGCAAGACAGUCACGCCAGGAACGAGAGUCUCUAGCUGCCCAAUGGCUUGCACAAUGUCGGUCAUGAACGUCUUCAACACCACACCGUUCCCAAAUAGAGGCACCAGGUUCCCGGAGAAGUUCAUCAGAGCCAAUCUCGAAUCUCCGGAGUUACUGCAGACGUUCUUCCUUAUGGAACAGCAUGUUCUGGGCGACCAGUCCUGGUGGGCUCCGUACAUCAAGACAUUGCCAACGGUGAACGACGUCAAUCAGCUUCAAUUCGACUCGCCUGCUGAUGCAGCAUUCAUCCGUGGCACAAAUCUCGAGGUUGGAUACCGCGAGCUGAUGGCAAGAUGGCGAGGUUACUACGACAAGGGGCUGAUUGAUCUCAAAGCGAACGACUGGAGACAGGAUAAGUGCUUCUCAUACACCUGGGAACUCUUCAGAUGGGCAGCAAGCAUGUUUGGAAGUCGAGGCUUCUCGUCAGCAGUGCUGGCCGACACGGCGCCAGCAGAAGAUGCACGCCUACGAAUCACCAAAGACUCAGCCAUCAGAAAGCUAUGGGCUGACAGGUUCUCCGUUCUGCUACCACUAAUGGACAUGCACAAUCAUAAGCCAAAGACCAAGGUCGACUGGCAGCCACGAACAAGCUUCGUGGGUCUACAGGUGCACGAUACCUACCAAGCAGGAGAGCAAAUCUACAAUAACUACGGACCGAAAGACAAUGAGAGUCUGCUGCUAUCUUAUGGCUUCAUCUCGGAGAAUCGAUCGUUCCAGCAUGUCGCCUUGUCCAUUCAGGUGCCCCCUGGUACGCUACUAGACGUCACAAGGAAGUUCCAGGUCGACAUGCGCUCAAACGCGGAGCACAAGCUCUAUAUCCUCAACAUCGGCCACGUCAAGGCUGCUUCCGCGACUUGUCUAGAGGCUGUCCUGUUUGACUACGACCUACUCGACACGAUCUCGGUGUUGACUGCCAACGAACGCGAGAGCUCGGCUAUGCUCGCUGAAGAGGCUACACUCAUGAGCACCUGCUUAGCACGAGAGCAUAAGUUUCAAGACUUCCGCAACCUGUUGGGCGUCCUCGGUCAGAUCAUCAUGCACUGCGAGACUGGACGGAAGAGGCUGAUAUCGACUCGUCCGAAGGAGGCGCCGACGAGUUCGAAGCAAUUGAAUGCCAAUCGGCUGCGUGAUCAGCAGAUCGGACACUAUGAGGAUGCGCUGCUUCUGGGAAAAGUCAUCCUAGCACAAGCAUGCCAAAGCCAUUUGGAGGCCGCCUCAGCAACAAAGCUCGUCCAUGCAUUCGGUAAGGAAUACGCUGCCCGAGCUACGACGAACAUCAUGGAUCUCUUCAAUCGCUUGCCCAAGAUCACCCGCCACGAAGAGCUCUUUACUCUCCCAAAGCUUGUAGCUAUGCUUCCGCCCGCAGCUCAAACAACCCUCAGCGGCCUCCUGAAGGACAUCGAGGCGAGUGCAAUCCGUCAUUUGGCUCUCAGCUCUACCUUCGACGCUCCCACCACAGACCAACUCAGAGCAACACAACAAAUCCGCAUGGCUUUAUGUAUCUCCGCCGCCCACCACACAUACACGCGCGGGUUGAAGGUUGACAAGCGCCUAGCGAGCUGGCUGGAGCAGGUGACGGCGUGGUACCCCACUGACGACGAUGAGACGUGGGCGUAUGUCCCCAGUGCUGAUGGGCCGUGGAGUAUUGGAGAGCAGCCGCCAGUGGCGUUGCUGGCCUUAAUGAAAGCCGCCGAGGAGCACUUGUUAGAUGGGCAGCAGCAAGGAGGGAUCCCCAAGCAAUGGCUCAAACCAAAAGCGCUGUGCUGGGCGUAUAAUGUUAUGUUCGAGGAAGUGGUGGCGGUGCCGAAACGUGUGGUGCAGGUCAGCAGCCACAUUCGUGAAGACUUCAAUGGUGAUCAACAGGUAGGUGCAGGUGGCGAGGAAGGAAUAGAUGUGCUGCUCUACAUAAAGUCAGAAUAA
This is a messenger RNA of Cyphellophora attinorum, 2103 nucleotides long. Its product is annotated as Ribosomal lysine N-methyltransferase set10. Bases 1 to 2103 code for a protein of 700 amino acids. The record is from RefSeq and is a predicted model, not a curated record. Gene Ontology annotation, cellular component: nucleus. Lineage: Eukaryota; Fungi; Ascomycota; Eurotiomycetes; Chaetothyriales; Cyphellophoraceae. The transcript has a single exon. Gene Ontology annotation, biological process: peptidyl-lysine monomethylation. Gene Ontology annotation, molecular function: protein-lysine N-methyltransferase activity.